This is a messenger RNA of Hyalella azteca, 530 nucleotides long. RefSeq lists its product as uncharacterized. The coding region runs from base 132 to 467 and encodes 111 amino acids. The transcript has 4 exons. The record is from RefSeq and is a predicted model, not a curated record. Lineage: Eukaryota; Metazoa; Arthropoda; Malacostraca; Amphipoda; Hyalellidae.
UAAAAAAGCGAACUUCAACAGGCGCUGCUCCCUACGUCAACGUCACUGUUGAGAACACCGGAUUUAAGCAGUACAAGCUCGUGAAUGUUUUCCUGGAUGUCAUUCAAAACCAAAUUAUAGAGCCAACUGACAUGACAUCUGGGCGAUUCUUCAUCUUUCCUCAAGCCGAUAACACCUACAAAGGUAUUCAACUAUUCGAUCUGGACCUGGCUUCUUGCGUCACCGACUCUCCAUGCGGAAUACCUGUCCUCGUCUACAGAACGCUCCCAGCUUACUACCUGCAGCUUUUCUAUGCCGCUGCCACUGCCUGCGACGGCUACACGCUGCGCGCUACUUACGAUACCGCGCUCGACGCCGAUUUCUGCACUGAUACUAAGGCCGGAAGUGGCAAUACAACAUUCACUCUGCGAGGCCAGGCGCUGGCCAAGACCUUCAAGGCGGGGUUCUACUUGAGAUUCUCGAACUAAUUGUGCCCCGUUUGCCCCCAUCGCCACCCCACGCGUCGUACCAUCUCAGCAACAUCACAUACA